Messenger RNA from Procambarus clarkii (red swamp crayfish), 2432 nucleotides. RefSeq lists its product as uncharacterized. Gene Ontology annotation, biological process: positive regulation of transcription by RNA polymerase II; positive regulation of Rho protein signal transduction. Gene Ontology annotation, cellular component: sarcomere. Lineage: Eukaryota; Metazoa; Arthropoda; Malacostraca; Decapoda; Cambaridae. The record is from RefSeq and is a predicted model, not a curated record. Gene Ontology annotation, molecular function: actin binding.
AAGCGGAGUGAGUGGGUCAUGGUGUGGCGGAGGAGAAAGGGGGAGCCAGGCAGGGUACGAGGCAGUCUCCACACACAGUUUCGUGUAGCAGAGCUGGGCAGCGAGACCUCAACUGGGGCACAGGAAGACGACAGGUGACCACUCGUCCAGGUAUCGCAGGUGUAACAGGAGCAUCUGCCUGCACCCCAACAGAGCACCAGUCUGGGUACAGUCACCCGCUACAGGAAGCAGGACCUGUCCACUGCCAACCAACACUCACACCAAUAGCAGCGUCUUAAGAAACUCGUCUCGUCGUAAAACUUCUACUAAUUUAAAAAAAAAAUAAUCCUUUAUAACUUGCAGGAUGUGCUAACAAUUUACAAGCCCUGAUAUUGAUUUAUAAGACCUGCAAAUAAUUUAAAAGACCAGACAAUAAUUUACAUGAUCCUGCUGAUAAUUUAAAGGAACCCUAAAUAAAUGUCAAGACUCCAAAUCAUUUACAGGUUCCCUCCUUAAAUGUAUACAAGACCUACUAAUAAUUUACAAGACUUGCAAAUCAUAUUUGUUGAAGUACUCUCUGGAGACUUGCACUCUCGCGUCCCGUCACUAGCGUGGUGACGGCGUCUCCGGCCUCCACCUGAAACAACCUUCGUCUUAACCCAUCCAGUCCCUAAACUAUUUCAUACUACGUCAACCGAGGCACUUGUAACCUACCGCCAAUUCAACACUUUUCGAACGAUCUGUUCGAAAUCAAACAUAUAUUACAAGUAAUCGUUAACCUCCGAGCAUUCAUUAAUAUCAUACCAAAACAGGUUUCACAAACUUCUACAGACUGAGAUUAUUUUAAUUUCUCCACAGAAUAACUCAGUCCAUUAGUUUUCAAAUCGCUUGGGUACUCCUGAGCGUCACGAAGACCACUCAACAGAGACAGCUCAGCCUCCACUGAUCGCCAGCAGCCGUCAAGAUGCCGCUGGACCUGCGACUCUACCACGCGGGAGUUAGUGACAUUAAGAAAAAGUUCAACCAAAAAAUCGAGGAGCACAAGGCGGCGCAGCUGGACAACCCCUUCAGCGAGUGGGAGGGCGCUGGCAGCACCGCCAGGAGGCUCUCCAAGGACGACGAGGGUUAUGGCAUGCCGCUGCCAGGAAGUGCCACGGAGAGGAGGAGGCAGGCAGCGGAGGCCCGCAUCAUGACUGACAUCCGCUACCUCUGCGACAUGAUCUGGGACUGCUCGGAGUGGCGCAGCCCCGACGGCCGAGCGGCCAUAACCUUCGGCAAGCUCUUCAAGCUGUACAUCACCAUCUCUGACAAAGUGGUGGGGAUCCUGUUGAGAGCGCGCAAGCAUCACUUCGUAUACUUCGAGGGAGAGAUGCUGUACCAGCGCCGUGACGACGACAAAGUGAUCGAGCUGACCCGCUCCAUCAACACCAUCCGCGCCAGGUUCGGCAAGAAGCCCGUGGCGUCGGGAGGCGGGGAGGUUGAGCCCUGGGGCGAAACACAAGACGAUGACGAUGACGAUGACGAAGACGACGACAACCUGCCCCCCGGUGCUAUCUCCAGGAGGAACUCAACGCCAGGAGGAAUCCCGACAAGUUCCAUUUCAUCACUAACCACCAGAAGGCAUUCCAUGCCACACACUACGAGGUCGCUAUUGGCCUCUCGGGAAAGAAUAAUUUCCAGAACCGCGACAGAAGAAAAGGAAGACGAAGUCCAGGAAGAAUAUGAACAAGCUGCUUCGGCUUCAGAUCCAGAAACAAUCAAUAAUAGUGCUGAUCCUCUACCAGCUGAUGACGAGCUUCGUGAUGAUAUAGAGAGGAAAUGUAAUCUCUUAGACGCUGAAGAACAACAUACAAGAGUAUGCAAGUCCAGGUCGGCGAAUCCCUUAGUAAUGGAUACCAUAAUGGAGAAUAUCGCCCGUCCUGUAGACGGGGAGAGAGGGGGCAGCAGCGAGCUCAGGCUAACGACACAGAUGAAUACUACUCGUGAAAUAGAGGAAGAUAAUUCGGCAGGAGAGGAAGUUGCCGAAGAAUGUUAAGAGGCGACUACGGGACCAGCGAUGACAUGGUUGCUACAGAACACACCUGAAUAACAAGUCGCAUUGCAAACAUCGCAGUCAUUUAUACGUAGUAUCACGAGCUCCAUGUUAACACUAUAGCUUUGCUUAGUCCAUAUAUAGCAACUAGAGUGCUUAACUGCAUUGGUAGGUGCUCAUGGCAGUGGCUGCAUUGUUGCAUAUAAAAGCCUACGGCUAGCCUGUAUUACCACUAGAUAUUUUCGAUAAAUACGUUUCAAGCUUAUGUAAUACUUACUCUAUUUUUGGUAUGGCUUCAAAGAUCAUGAUUAGCGUAUUAGUUGAAUGCAAAACAUAUUUAUUCCAUAAUUAUAUACCUGAUAAGUUAUAAAAUGUUACAUUUGAUAAACAUCGAUAAUAAUAAUGAGUCGUUAUAUAUAUA